AUGCCUCCGUACGCCGGAGAACAAGCAGGACCAGUCCUUUCCUUGGAAAGUCUGAAAGCAGAAGUGGAAUCAGACCUUGCAGCCGGCCACAAUGCGGCCUAUGACAAGAAGUCCACAGUUAUCAACAAGGCGAUCCAAGACAUCGGCAUGGGACGUUAUCAGUGGCAGUUGUUCACUCUAUGUGGGUUUGGCUGGCUCGCGGACAAUCUCUGGUUGCAAGGCGUAGCUCUUACUCUGCCCAGCCUUUCGGCCGAAUUUGGUGUCAGCGACACUCAAGUCCGCUACACGACGCUCAGUCUCUUUCUUGGGCUGUGCAUUGGUGCAUCGUUCUGGGGCAUUGUUUCGGAUGUGAUCGGACGCCGACUCGCUUUCAACUUCACUCUCCUGCUCGCUGGUGUCUUCGGACUUGCAGCUGGAGGCGCACCCAAUUGGAUUGGAACCUGCGCGCUGUAUGCAGGCAUUGGUCUUGGAGUUGGUGGCAAUCUUCCUGUCGAUGGCGCACUGUUCUUGGAGUUCCUGCCCUUCGCCAGCGGCAAUCUCCUCACUUUGCUCUCGGUCUGGUGGCCUGUUGGGCAGCUGAUCUCCUCGCUGCUCGCCUGGGCACUCAUCCCCAACUAUCCAGACAAUUGGGGCUGGAGGUACCUCGUCCUUACUCUGGGCGCCAUCACCUUUGCGAUGUUCCUCUGUCGCUUCUUCCUCUUCCACCUCUUCGAAUCGCCAAAAUUCCUCCUCUCUCGUGGCCGCCAAGCUGAAGCCGUAGCUGUCGUCCACGGAAUCGCAUACUUCAACGGCUCCAAGACCUGGUUGACAGAAGACAUUCUGAACGCCAUCGGCGGAAAUCCAGAAGACGUCGACGAUGCAAAGCUAUCUACCGGCGAAAUCAUCAAACGCCAACUCUCCAAGUUCAGCGGAGAACGCAUGGGACCUCUCUUUCACGGCAAGAGACUCGCCAUCAGCACAGUCCUAAUUUGGUUCACGUGGACAACGAUCGGGAUGGGUUACCCACUCUUCAACGCCUUCCUCCCACAAUACCUCUCCCAAGCCGGCGGCGGAAGCAGCCCAAGCAUCUCCCAAACCUACCGCGACUACACCAUAACCUCCAUCGUCGGCGUCCCCGGCUCCAUCCUCGCCUGCUGGACCGUCAACAUCCCUUACAUCGGCCGCAAAGGCACCAUGGCCAUUUCCACCCUCCUCUCAGGAAUCUUCCUAAUCCUCUUCACCCGAGCCACAUCAUCCGGCUACCAACUCGCAAUGUCAUCCAUGGAAGCCUUCUUCCAAAACAUCAUGUACGGAGUCCUAUACGCUUACACGCCCGAAGUAUUCCCCGCCCCGAACCGCGGCACUGGGACGGGAAUCUCAAGUUUUUUGAAUCGUCUUGCGGGACUUUGUGCUCCGAUCGUGGCUGUCAAUGCUGGAGGAACUGAUCCCAAGGCUCCGAUUUAUGCUAGUGCGGGAUUGUUUUUUGCCGCGUUUUUGGCUAUGUUGGUUUUGCCCAUUGAGACGAGGGGACGGCAGAGUUUGUGA
Messenger RNA from Pseudocercospora fijiensis CIRAD86, 1524 nucleotides. RefSeq lists its product as uncharacterized. The record is from RefSeq and is a predicted model, not a curated record. Bases 1 to 1524 code for a protein of 507 amino acids. Gene Ontology annotation, molecular function: transmembrane transporter activity. Gene Ontology annotation, biological process: transmembrane transport. NCBI's taxonomy places the organism in Eukaryota, Fungi, Ascomycota, Dothideomycetes, Mycosphaerellales, Mycosphaerellaceae. The transcript has a single exon.